Talaromyces amestolkiae is the source of this 522-nucleotide messenger RNA. RefSeq lists its product as uncharacterized. The transcript has 2 exons. The coding region runs from base 1 to 522 and encodes 173 amino acids. NCBI's taxonomy places the organism in Eukaryota, Fungi, Ascomycota, Eurotiomycetes, Eurotiales, Trichocomaceae. The record is from RefSeq and is a predicted model, not a curated record.
AUGUCAUCCCUAUUCCAACUCCAGUCCCUCUCCUCCCUCACAGUUUCCUCUUUCCUCCCACCCCUCCCCCUCGUCGGCCUCAUCACCUCCACCAACGCACUCAUCUACGCCUACUGCGAACACAUCUUCCUCAACCCACUAUCCGACCGCAGUGUGCCUCCUGCAACAAUCCGACGCGUUUGGCAAAAAUGCUUUCCACCCGGAUUUGUGCUUGUAGCCACUUCGCGGAUUGGGAGUAUUGCGAGUGGUGUAGCGGGUUAUAGGGCUGCGGACCCGGACUCGGCUGCUGGGACGUUGUAUGCGGCUGCUAUUGCGUUUACGGUUGUGCAUUUUGCAUUCUUGCCUUGGGCACGGGACCAUCUCCUCCCGAUCCUGGACAAGAAUCCUACUAAAGAAUCGGAUGAAAAGAUACACGAAGGCAACAAGAACUUCAUCCGUAUUGAUAUCUAUCGGACGCUUGCUAGCGAGGUGCCUGCUUUCUUGUGCUUUUUGGGCGCUACUUUGGAGUAUUUGAAGCUGUAG